This is a messenger RNA of Blepharisma stoltei, 1077 nucleotides long. Lineage: Eukaryota; Ciliophora; Heterotrichea; Heterotrichida; Blepharismidae. The record is from the annotation of a GenBank genome assembly.
AUGGGAAACGUCUGUUGCAGUGGAAGAACUCACUCUAAAGACUCGCAUGGGUCAUCUUAUGAGAUCAAUAAAGACGAGAAGAAAAUAGAUAUCUCACAUGAUGAACCAAAAUCAUUUUGGGACCGAUAUGUAGGCCCUUUAAACUGGCCAAAACAUGAAGAAAAAUCUGAAGCGAAAACCACAGAUUAUGAGCCAAAAAGCGUUGAAUCAAAAUCACCAGAAAAUUUUGAGGAAUGCUUAGAAUACGAGUUUGACUCAGUAGCUGAUCUUAACCGUGACCAGAAAUCAGCAGUAGCUGAUAUCCUAGAUAGUUGCAAACCUAUGUGCAACGGGGAAAGAGCUGAAGAGCUUGAUGGGUUUUUGCAUAUUAUUGAGGUUACUCAUAAAGAUGAAUUCGAGAGGCUAUUGAUGUUUACCACCUGUGCUGUGUAUGUCUUAGAUCUCAAGAACCAUCUGAAACUUAUUCAGAGGAUUCCUAUUGAAAUUUUAAAAUCGUUUCAUCUGACAAAAAGCAAAGAGGUUCUCAUCAUUAAAUUUUUGAGAAAAAUACAAGAUAAAAGCUAUUUAUGUUUAAAAUGCGAAAGAAUGGGAGAUCUGCUUAAAGGGAUCCAACAGCUUGCUUUAGAGAUGAAAAAUGAAUAUUUACCGUGAAAUAUUAUUGGUGAAUGAAAAAAAACUCUGAAGUUACUGAAAAAGGGAAAAGAUGAGGAGCUUUUUACACUAAAAAACUUUGAAAAAAACCCUAAAAUUAUAGAAGCGAUUGUGAAAAAUGGGGAUAUAGGUGAACAAAUUUUGAUAUUCGAGCCAACAGCAAAAGAUCCAGGCUUUUUCCAGAAAUCAAGCUGUUUCUUUCUUCUUACAGACGCAGCUAUAUACACUCUCGGACCUAAAUCCAUACUAGAAAGCAGAAUUCCUCUUUCAAGAUUAACCAAAGUCGAAGAAGAUACCACAAAUAGUUUUAUCAUCGCACAUACAAAUGAAACUCUACAGCAAUGGAAACUUCCUUCUGAAUACAAAGAAAUUAUAUUAAAUGCAGCUCGUUCAUGCUCAGCUCAGAGAAAUGUGCUGGCAUUGUAA